Messenger RNA from Hypomesus transpacificus, 2633 nucleotides. RefSeq names its product mannose-6-phosphate receptor (cation dependent) (gene m6pr). Lineage: Eukaryota; Metazoa; Chordata; Actinopteri; Osmeriformes; Osmeridae. Gene Ontology annotation, molecular function: protein domain specific binding. The coding region runs from base 339 to 1172 and encodes 277 amino acids. Gene Ontology annotation, biological process: protein targeting to lysosome. The record is from RefSeq and is a predicted model, not a curated record. Gene Ontology annotation, cellular component: Golgi apparatus; trans-Golgi network; endosome. The transcript is spliced from 7 exons.
GUCACAUGCGCCUGAAUGUUUAGUUUCACUUCCGCAGUGAUCAAAUUAAGAAGUAACGUCACUCGUCUAGAUGCAACAACUCUUUUGUUGUAGUCAACAAAUUAUUCAUAUCAAAUGUUCACCCGGUCGACUACGAAAAUUGUCAUGUAAAGCUUUGUUCGACAUUGGUCGCUAGGUGUUAAUCUGGUGCAAUUUGCUUUAUAAAUAGGGGACACCGUGUCCCAUGUAGCGAGCAUAGCCACUUAGCUUGCUAGUUUAGUGUCGUUACAUUGUUUCUAUUGUGGCAGUUUUCGUUGUUUAAUUGGCUGCAAUAUAGUUAUCCUGCUCGAAUAGUAAAGAUGGCACACUUAAACACAGCGAUUCCUACGCUAGCGUGCUUCCUGGUCAUUCGGCUGCUCCUGUUUGGGAGAGGGGUACAAACUACUAGCGACAACACCAAAAACUGCAAACUGUUCUCGGAGUCUAAAACUGAGCGAAAGGUCCUUACCCUGCUGGAACCCCUUACUGGAAAGAACUUUUCCGUGGACACGCAGGAUGGACAGGACACCUACUCGUACAUCUUCCAGGUGUGUGGUGACGCAGGGGGUUCUAAAGGUGCAGGUGUCAUUCAGAAGAAGAAGGAUGGGGGUAAAGAGUCUGUCGUGGGCAGAUACACUGCGACACAGGCCAUUGGCGGCAGUGACUGGGUCAUGUUGAUCUACAGAAAUGGCUCGCAUUAUGAUAGCCACUGCUCCGCUGAGCAAAGGAAAGCCAUCAUCAUGAUUUCCUGUAAUAGAAAAGUUCAGAUGGGGGAUCUGUCAGUGGUUUUGGAAGACAGAGAAAGAGAGCAUGACUGUUUCUACCUCUUUGAGUUGGAUUCCAGUGCUGUGUGUCCUGCCCUCUCAUCCCAGCUCAGUGCUGGUUCCAUCAUACUCAUCAUUGGGGUCUGCCUUUUGGCAGUCUAUCUCAUUGGAGGAUUCCUCUACCAGCGAUUGGUUGUGGGGGCCAAAGGCAUGGAUCAGUUCCCCAACUAUGCCUUUUGGUUGGAGGUUGGCAACCUCACGGCGGACGGAUGUGAUUUUGUGUGCCGUUCCCGGGGUAACCGAGAGCAACCGCCUACGUAUAGGGGCGUGGCCACAGAACCCCUGGAGGAGGAGCCAGAAGAGAGAGACGAUCACCUGCUUCCCAUGUGAGCAGAAGACUCCCUAGAUGGGACGGCUGUUUUUCUCCUGUGGGAGGAUGUGGACUGUUUCAGGGGUUGUUGCUAGGCUGUAGUCUAAGGUCAGCUUUGCAUUUUCCUCCCAAAGUGGUUAAUAUUUUGAUUUGAGUAAGCCUAAAAAGCUGAUCACAGGUCUAUAGCCUAAUUGCAACUUCCACUCAAAACCCCAUAUACAACAUAUGUGAAGAGAGCUAGACAGAGGCUAAAUUAUCUGUGAUGUGUGACUCCCCUAAACCAUCUCAUUGGUUCAACCUAGAAAUUGGGACUGGUUAUCUGACAACUCAAAUGGAGUGACAUUACUAAAUCACUGGCAUAGAGGUAGACUCUGAGCCAUGUUUGUACUAGACCUUGUUACACAUACUACAUCAUGGGUGGCCAGGCAUGUUCUUCUUCCUCAUGACGUUACAACUGGUCUGUUAGUGCUAAUACAAUCAAACUAUUGAUACUGUUUGCAUAAGCACAUCAUACAGUCUGUUAACCAGCUGAUGGCUGUGCUGGUCCAUAGACAACACUUUCAUUGAAGGCCUGUGAAAACUAACACUUGACAUUGUUUAAUAACCAUUGAGUAAAUCUGUCACUAAACACUGUCACCCUGUGAUUCUUAAACAAUGUCAUGUUUUGUUUAUCAAUAACCCUUAAAUACAUUAGUCAAUGUAUUGGUUCAUUUUGGAGAAUAUACAAACCACUAUUCAGUAAUGCUAUUAAAAUAAAGUUCAUUCAUUAACAGUUUGCAAGGCAGGUCCUCAAAUAAAGUGUCUGUCUAUAAACUAGAGACCAAUUUCAACAAAUGCACUGCUAGGCAACCAUAUUUACUCUGUGUUGCUAUCUUGAGUAAAAUGCUGACUGGUCUUUGACCAAAUGUUCUUUUUAUCUUUUACAUUGUUUCUUCAUUGACAGUAGGUUGAGUAGAGAUAAUGGGUGAAAUAAAAACUUCCUGAAUUGAAUGGAAUAUAUCCACGACCCAGUAGAGUGGUUUGAAAGACACAGUUAAGAAGAUCUUUUGUAAUGUAAUGCCGUGAUUGGCUGUGUGUUCUUUGAGGUAAAAUGCUCUUUGGGUUCAAUAGUAAAAUGAAGAAAACUAAGUAAUUUAUUCAUUUACAAGCAGAGCAUUCAUUACUCGCUAUGUGUGAUUUGUGCAUUUGAUUGUUUUUUGUUUGUUGUUUCAAUUUCCUCUUUGUUCAUGUGUUUAUGUUUACCUGUAUAUGCUUUAUUCUGAUCAUACGAUUUUAUUUUAAGGAAAUGCACUUGUUACAGAACUGAAACUCACUAGAUGGCAUGAUGAUUGGCAUCUGACAGGACAGCAAUGAGAUGUGGAAAUGUUAUUUAGUCUGGCUUUAGUUCAUUUUGCUAUAUGUACUUGCCUAAGAAAGUUUUGUUUUUUGCUUUUGCAUAAAAUAAGGAAAAAAUACAAAUAAAGUGUGUUAGGUGGUUUUUA